Messenger RNA from Drepanopeziza brunnea f. sp. 'multigermtubi' MB_m1, 657 nucleotides. RefSeq lists its product as uncharacterized. NCBI's taxonomy places the organism in Eukaryota, Fungi, Ascomycota, Leotiomycetes, Helotiales, Drepanopezizaceae. Gene Ontology annotation, cellular component: peroxisomal matrix. Gene Ontology annotation, biological process: fatty acid beta-oxidation. The record is from RefSeq and is a predicted model, not a curated record.
AUGUUAACUGCGAAGGGACGGUUCUUCUCGGCCGGCGCCGAUGUGUCCAUUUCCAAUGCCCAAGCUCCAGGAACUGACAAAUCCCGAUAUUGGCUUAAAAACUUCGUCUCCAACAACCUCAACAUAACCCAAGCCUUUUACACCCACCCUAAAAUUCUGGUCACAGCUCUUAAUGGACCAGCCGUGGGUCUCUCAGCCGCCCUCAUCGCAUUCUCAGACUUCAUCUACUGCACGUCUUCCGCGUACCUCUUUACCCCCUUCUCCUCCCUCGGCCUCGUAGCCGAAGGAGGCGCCUCCCGCGCUUUCGUGCAGCGUCUCGGCAUCAGCAAAGCCAACGAGGCGCUUAUCAUGAGUAAACGCAUCACGGCCAAAGAGCUGCUGCAAGUCGGGUUCGUGAACAAGAUCUUUGAUCUUGAAAAAGGCGAGGAGGAGAAGAUCAGGGGACUGGUGUUGGAGGAGAUCGGGAACCGACUUGGGGACCAUUUAAAUGGGGAUAGUAUGACGAAAAUCAAGGCGUUGAUUCGGAAGCCUGAGAUUGAUGCUAUGGACGCGCAGGGUGUGGCGGAGGUAUUUGCUGGUUUAGAGAGGUUUAAUGCGGGCAUUCCGCAAAAGGAGUUUGACAAGAUUGCCAGUGGGCAGAAGAGGCAUAAACUGUAG